AUGGCGCUCACCAACACAUCUGCGAUCAAUGCAACGAUGCGAGCUGUUGUCUGGCAAGGGGACGCAUAUAAUGUUGCUGUGGUGGACCUGCCAAGGCCUACUAUCAUAAACCAGACUGAUGUUAUCGUUCGGAUGUCUAGAGCAGCUAUCUGCGGAUCCGACUUGCACAUCUAUCGAGGAACAACUGAAGGAAUGCCGGCUCCAUUUGGCCUCGGGCAUGAAGGGUUUGGAUACGUAUCUGAUGUGGGAUCUGGGGUUGGCUCACUCAGGGUUGGCGAUCCAGUAAUCGUUCCUUUCACCGUUGAUGAAGGCCAUCUGCAUACUGAGCUCACUACGGGGCUGUACGGCGCGUUCGGGAAUGGAGGUGACCUGGGUGGCACGCAGGUUCCAACCCUCAACUACACCGAUCCAAGCACCAAUGACUCCGUUUCGCUGCUGAAUGAUUAUGUUAUGCUAUCCGAUAUCUUUGGCACUGGCUGGGCAUCCCUCGACUACGCUGGGUUCGAAGCAGGUGACACGGUCGCUGUCUUUGGGGCCGGCCCUGUUGGACUGAUGGCUGCAUACUCGGCCAUCUUGCGAGGUGCAUCUACUGUCUACAGUGUUGACUACAUUCCUGAGCGACUGCAGCUUGCUGAAUCCAUCGGAGCUAUCCCUAUCAAUUUCCGCGAUGCCGACCCGGUCGAGCAAAUACUAGCAUUGGAACCGAACGGUGUGACUCGGAGUAUCGACGCCGUCGGAUAUGAGCAGGUGAACAGAAACCUGACUGUACAAUCGGAUGUCAUUAUCCGUAACAUGCUGGCUGUCACAUCGACCGGGGGCGGGUUGGGCACAGUGGGAGUUUAUACGCAUGAGUCCAACAAUACCUCAACUGCACCUCGCGCCUCGACUGUCAAUACUCAUGUUGAUUUCUCACUUGCACGAUUCUUCUAUGGAGAGUUCACUUGGGGGGCUGGACCCUCGAAGCCUAUUGAUCUUGCGCCUGAGCUUCUGCAUCUUGUCACGUCCGGCAAAGCAAGGCCUGGGUUUAUAGUGAGCGACGUCAUUAACAUUGAGGAUGCUCCGGAGGCAUACGCCAGAUUUGAGAGACACAAUACUACUAAAGUCAUCAUCUCGUUUGACUAG
Aspergillus oryzae RIB40 is the source of this 1122-nucleotide messenger RNA. RefSeq names its product glutathione-independent formaldehyde dehydrogenase. The coding region runs from base 1 to 1122 and encodes 373 amino acids. NCBI's taxonomy places the organism in Eukaryota, Fungi, Ascomycota, Eurotiomycetes, Eurotiales, Aspergillaceae. The record is from RefSeq and is a predicted model, not a curated record. Gene Ontology annotation, molecular function: oxidoreductase activity; zinc ion binding. The transcript is spliced from 2 exons.